This is a messenger RNA of Telopea speciosissima, 769 nucleotides long. RefSeq lists its product as uncharacterized. NCBI's taxonomy places the organism in Eukaryota, Viridiplantae, Streptophyta, Magnoliopsida, Proteales, Proteaceae. The transcript is spliced from 3 exons. The record is from RefSeq and is a predicted model, not a curated record. Bases 51 to 512 code for a protein of 153 amino acids.
CUAGCUAGCGAUUCCUUGCACCAAUACUCAAGGGAGAAGAAGAAAAAGAAAUGUUGAGUUGUGCGUGUUGCAGACCCGUAAAUUUGGUGAAAACUGUGAAAAACAAUUUCGUCCAAUCAAGAAGAACUAGAGUUGAUAUGGGAAGGGUACCGUUUUAUAGAGAUGGUGGUGGUGAAAGAUCGAUGGGUUCAAUGGGCCGUGGCGUGAGAGCUUCCAUGGUGGAUUCUUCUGAAAGCUCUUCUAACUUUGUUAAGCGCAUGGAGCAGGCUUGGCUAAUCUCUCAGCAACCAAGGCCUGUUGUUUGUUCAACUUGUAACUCAAAUGGGCAUGUUGAAUGUAAAUGGUGUGGAGGCACAGGGUUCUUCAUGAUUGGAGAUAACAUGCUCUGCCAUGUGCAUUCCAGAAACAGCAACUGCAUUAUAUGUGCUGGAAAGGGCUCAAUGUGCUGCUCCGAUUGUAAGGGAACUGGCUUCCGUGCAAAAUGGUUGGGAGAGCCUCCGAUCCACAAAUAAUGUCACCUGCUUGUAUGAAUUGCUGAUCAGGCAGAACUUGCAUGAAGAAUGAAAUCAGUUUUCUUCUUCUUUGUGUAUCCUUCUUUGCUUUUUGUUGGAAUCUCAUAGUCUUUUUAAGAUGACAGUGGGCUCUCACUGCAAAGAGCAAACCACAUCCUGUCUCACAAAGCCAACCAUCAUAUGCAUUAACAUUUUUGUAUUCUUUCAAAUUUGUAUACAAAUGUAACUUCACCCCAGUUAUUUGGGUGUUUCCAACU